CUACAAAAUUGGUAAAUUGUCAAGCUGCAACAUAUGGGCAAUGGGAUUUUGUAGGAUAUUCUGGUGUAUCUAGCAUGCAUGCUAUCCUUUCUCCUAAUACAAACAAAGUAGUGUUUAUUGAAAGAGUAGAAUUAACCACAAAUGUUAAUAUAAAUGGAAAACCUACUUACUCCGUAGAAUAUAAUCUUGAUACAAAUGAAAUAAGAGCUUUGACUACAUUAUCUAAUACUUUUUGUUCUGCGGGGGCUUACUUGAAGAAUGGGACUAUCAUAAAUUUAGGCGGUGCAGAAGCUCAAAAAGGUUUUGAAGAAGGGUUUAAUCGGGUCAGAUUGUUUAGUUCUUGUGAUGAUGGAACAUGUGAUUGGCAAAAUGAUGUUAAUAAUCUUACUGCGAAAAGAUGGUAUCCAACCGUCGAACAGUUAGCUGAUGGUUCUUUAUUUAUCAUUGGCGGUUCAUCGGUAGGUGUAUCAGUUAAUAAUGCAACUAUAAAUGUAGCUAGCUAUGAAAUCUAUCCUCCAGCUCCUGGUGAAACGUCCAUUCCACUUCAAUUUUUAGUGGAUUCUUUGCCAUACAAUUUGUAUCCUUGCGUUCAUCUCUUACCUGAUGGGACCCUUUUUAUUUUGGCGAAUCAAAAGGCAAUUGUUUAUGAUGUCACAUCUCGGCAAAUUAAAAUAAAUUUACCCGACGUUCCUAGAUCAGCACGAAAUUAUCCAUUGACUGGUGCAUCUGCACUCUUACCGUUAGAUUCCAGCAAUAAAGCAGAAGUUCUUGUUUGUGGAGGUGGUAAUAAAAUUUCUCCUUCUCAAACCGUAGGUGAAUUUAGUUGCGCACGUAUUUCACCUAUAUCAAGUAAUCCCACUUGGGAAAUAGAAGAAAUGCCCUUUGGUCGAACAAUGCCAGACAUUACCAUUUUAGCAGAUGGCACUGUUCUGAUUCUUAAUGGCUGUAAUAAGGGUACUGCCGGUUUUAAUAAAGGUAGUGAUCCAGUACUCACACCAGUUCUCUAUAAUCCUAAAGCGCCAGCUGGUUCGAGAUUCACUAAAAUGCAACCAUCAUACAUUCCCCGUAUGUAUCAUUCCAUCGCUAUGAUAAUUCCAUCAGGUAAGGUCCUAGUAUCAGGAUCAAACCCAAAUGGUGUACCAAAUGUUAAUGGACCAUUUCCGACUGAAUUCCGUGUUGAAACAUUCAGCCCACCAUAUUUAUUUACUGGGGCACGUCCUGAGAUCAAACAGGCACCUAAAGAUUUAAAGUAUGGUCAAUCUUUUGAAAUUGAUUAUGUAGCUUAUAGCGGUACUCGCAAGAUGACUGUCAACUUACAUCAAGCCGGUUUCGUGACACAUUCUGUACAUAUGAGCCAACGGUUGGUUUGGCUCGAUAUUACCAACUUUGAAGAUAAAAAACUAUCCGUGACGGCCCCAGCUGGUGGUGCUAUAGCUCCUCCCGGGCCGUAUUUAUUGAACAUUUUAGACAAUGGUAUACCAGCAAAGGCGGUUUGGGUCAUGUUAUCAUAA
Molecule: messenger RNA, 1511 nt
Organism: Racocetra persica
Lineage: Eukaryota; Fungi; Glomeromycota; Glomeromycetes; Diversisporales; Gigasporaceae
Source: the annotation of a GenBank genome assembly